Camelina sativa (false flax) is the source of this 1663-nucleotide messenger RNA. NCBI's taxonomy places the organism in Eukaryota, Viridiplantae, Streptophyta, Magnoliopsida, Brassicales, Brassicaceae. The record is from RefSeq and is a predicted model, not a curated record.
UUUUUUUUUUUUUGUUCGAACCUUAGUUUUGCCGUCAGCGCUUCCAAUAUAAACCAUCCAAGCUUACUACUCUAAAUCGUCGCUUCCUCCACGCUUCCUAAAGACUCAAUUCAGGAACCGCCGCGAUUCCAAGCGCUGCAUCACCAUUGACGAUUCCAUGCUUCGUAGACGGAUUUGGGCAUAUCUUUGAACGCUUCCAUUCAUCUUCUUGUACGCUUCCAAUGGAUUGUCUUCUUGAUGACCAUCUUGUCCAAAUAUUGUCCUGCCUUCCAACGAAACAAGCUGCUUGUACCUCUGUUCUUUCCAAGAGAUGGAGGACUCUCUUUGCUUUCAGUCAUAAUCUUCACUUUGAUGACAACUCCUUCCUGGAGUUAUUUACAAGCUGUAUACGCUCCCGAGGAGGAAACAAAAACUGUAUACGCUUCAAAAGUGUUUCCAUGAUUUUGUGGAUCAGACAUUGGCUUUACAAGGCUGUAACACUAUAAAGAAGUUCUCACUUGACCUUAGUCGAACAUAUGACGAUAGUGACAUUGACCGAGCUUCAUCUACGCAUAGAAGGUGUAUUGUGGUGGAAUUUUUCUAUCUCAUCCAAAAUCUUCACCAGCACCACACUGGUUAAGCUAUCGUUGAUACCCACAGUUUACGAACCACACUGCCCAAGACUUCUUCCUUCCGAUACAUCUCUCCCAUCACUAAAGGUUCUCCUCCUUUACAAAACCGCUUUUAAGGAUGAUCAAUUAUCUGAUGUACUUCUCAAUGCUUGCCCUGUACUUGAGGACUUGACCAUAGGAUAUUACAAGUAUCAUCCGGGUGUUUCAUACGUCAUAUCCAGCAAAAGCAUUAAGAGGCUCUCUGUUACCUAUAGCUGUGCUCGUAAACAUAAAGGUUUCUCUAGAAAUAUUCCAUUUGACACACCUAAUGUUGUCGACUUCUACUACUCUGAUUUUCUUGGGCGUGGAUCUCGAAACUUUCACUUGGGUUCACUUGCCAAAGCUACAUUGGACCUUCGUUUCAUAAAAGAUGACGAGCAAGCGGAUAUGAGGGAUAUCAUCUGUGAGAUACGCAAUGUCAAGACCCUACACUUGACUUCUUCCACUGUCGAGGUGAUUUUGCUAUGCUGCAAAAAUGGAUUACCAGUGUUCAACAACCUCGUUGAGUUAGGGUUUGCAAGUAAAGAAGAAGGUUGGAAAGUGUAUCUGCCUCUUCUGCUAGAGGGUUCUCCAAACCUUAAAACUCUGGUUCUCUCGGGUCUGAAUUGGUUCUCAUGUAAACGGCAUCGGUUUACUCGAAUUCCCCCCAAUAACCAAAUAAAGAUGUUGGUUAUCAACAAGUAUCAAGGAUAUGCAAGCGAGCUGAAACACAUUAGCCAUUUCUUACGGAAAAUGGAGUGUCUUGAAGUGGUAAAAGUUUACGUUGUUGCAGCUAGAAUGGAUGGCCUCAAAAAGAUGCAGGUCACAGAGGAUCUGUUGAAGCUUCCCGCAUCAUCAUCCAAACUCAAGAUACAAGUCCUAUGACUAUCAUCCAUAAGAUCAUAAGUUAUUAUGUGUAAAAUAUUUACAUUAGUAAGUUUUUUUGGUUUGUUUAGCGAUUUAUGAUUUACUGUGGUGCCAAUCAUAAAAACGAGAAAAAACAACUUAUAUAUUAGUUACCAUGUUUAGGUGUU